This is a messenger RNA of Daucus carota subsp. sativus, 2352 nucleotides long. RefSeq lists its product as uncharacterized. The coding region runs from base 652 to 1320 and encodes 222 amino acids. The record is from RefSeq and is a predicted model, not a curated record. The transcript has 2 exons. Lineage: Eukaryota; Viridiplantae; Streptophyta; Magnoliopsida; Apiales; Apiaceae.
UCUUAAUUGAUCUCUAAUCUUUAACAACAAAAUCAAAUAGCAAGCAAGAUCAACGAGAACUACAACCAGAGGGCUACUAGUAGAACUGCAAGAGGAGAUUAAGGAACUCAUCACAUCAAAUAGCAAUUACAUCAUAACAUGCCUUCAAAACAAUUAAGUGGUUCUGCCAAGAGAAAGAAAUUGAAUGAAAGAGAAAAAUUAGAAAAAUCUUUAAAAGGGGGAAUUCUGAAAUUCACAAAGAAAAUAAAAGUUUCGAGUGGUGCAAGUGAAGAUAUAGUGGAGGAGAAUGUGUUUCAAGAUACUGAAAAUAUACAAGAUAAUGUGAAUGCUGAAGACAAUAUGGAGAAUGUGUAUACAUUUGUGUCUGAAGAUGUGGUUGAUUAUAACCAGCCAUUCGGACCAUUAGAUAUUUAUGAUUCAGGAUAUUGGGAUAAAUUCAAGCAAAGUUUUAGAGAUCUUCCGGUGGAGAGAGGCCUGAUAAGAAUUUUACAAGCAGACUUUCAGUUUCCUCUGAUGAUUACUAGAGUAAAAUUUUGCCAAAUGGAGAGAAACAAGAUAGAAGAUGGCUAGUGUAUUCAAUUGCUGUGAAUAAGGUAUUCUGCUUUUGUUGCAAAUUAUUCCCUCAACAGAAAUCUAAUAGUUAUUUAGUAAAUGGGGCAUCAAGAUUGGGGAAAUUUAAGUAUAACACUUAAGGAGCGUGAUACUAGUCAUGCUCAUGUCAAGUGUUUAAUUGAUUGGAGGGAGGCAGAGAAAAGACUACAAAAAAAUAUGACUAUUGAUAGUGAGUUGCAAGCACAAAUCAAGAAGGAAAAGGAGCAUUGGAGACAAGUUUUGUUGAGGAUAUUUGCAAUUGUAAAGACCCUGGCUAAAAAUAAUUUAGCAUUCCGUGGUGAUAAUGAGAAUACAGGGGAUGAUCAUAAUGGAAUCUUUUUGAGCAUAAUUGAAAUGAUUGCUGAAUUUGAUCCGUGUAUGAAGAAGGAUAUUCAAAGAAUUGCAAAGGGGAAGACUCGCCGACAUUAUCUUGGUCAUAAUAUACAAUAUGAGAUGAUCCUCUUAUUGGUUGGUAAGAUUAAAAAGAUUAUUGUGAAGAAGAUCAAAGAAGCGAAGUACUUCUCUAUUAUCGUUGAUUGCUCUCCUGACAAAAGUCAUAUGGAACAAAUGUCAUUGGUAAUAAGAUGUGUGAAUGUUUCGACGACUUCAGCAAAGGUGGAAGAGUUCUUUAUAGAUUUUAUAAAGGUGGAUGAUACUUCUGGUGAAGGAUUGUUUAACUCACUUUUGGGUGCUUUAAGAGAUGUCGAUCUUGAUAUAGAUGACAUUUGAGGACAGGGGUAUGACAACGGAUCAAAUAUGAAGGGCAAGCAUAAGGGCGUACAAAAAAUCUUCACUUGCUUCUAGAUUCGAACAAUUUCAAGUAUAUGAGAGUGUUUUUGGCUUCUUGUUUGAUGUACAGAAGUUAAAGUCAUUAGAAGAUGGUUGUUUGAAGACUUCUUGUGAAAUUUUUGAAGCAUACUUAAAGAAUGACAUGGUCUUUGAUAUUGAAGGCAGUGAUAUGUUCUUAGAGUUAAAACACUUGAAAAGAGUUCUCCCUCCCACUUGCACAGAUUCACCUGGAGUGUUGAAUUUUAUAAGAGAGUUAAGUGGAUGCUACCCGAAUGUCUAGAUUGCAUAUAAAAUUUUGCUAACAGUGCCUGUUACAGUUGCUUCAGCCGGGAGGAGCUUUUCAAAAUUGAAGAUAAUCAAAAAUUAUCUCCGUUCAACUAUGUCUCAGUCUUGAUUCCGAGAGUUUGAUGAAUGAGUUUGCGUCUAGAAAUGCAUGUAGAGCUAUUUUUAAGAAAUAAAUUCAGUUUUUUAAUAUACAGGGGCCUAAUUUUUUAUGCUUGCAUGGGGCCUAUUAUUUGUUGGAGCCGGCCCUGUGAGUGAUAGGACGUCCUAACCAUCCAACCGCUAUUGCAUCCCCCUUAUCCAUUGAGCAUUUGAGCCUGCCUUGAAUAAUCCCCCUCUUGCCGGAAUAUUGCCGAUGUAAUCAUAAAAAGCUAAUUUUUUUUAAAAAAAACAACUAAAUUUUCAUGAAUUUUAGACUAAAUUUAUGAUAAACUUUGAUUUUCGGCUAGCCCCACACUAACUCUUUGAUAUAUCUCUUGCUGGAAGUACCCUUGAUCCCAUUGAUAACAAGUAGGCCUCAAUAAUUCGAUUGGGGUAGUUGCCUAACCAUACUACAUAGUUCCCGGCAACAACAAAAGUUGCAGAAAAUGACAAUGGGCUGAUAUGGUCUUGACUAAUGAUAUUGGGCUACUUGAAUGGGCAAUGCUGCGUUGGGUGCAACAAAGCCCCCCCCCCCCCCCCCCCCCCCCC